Colletotrichum destructivum is the source of this 486-nucleotide messenger RNA. RefSeq lists its product as uncharacterized. The record is from RefSeq and is a predicted model, not a curated record. Bases 1 to 486 code for a protein of 161 amino acids. Lineage: Eukaryota; Fungi; Ascomycota; Sordariomycetes; Glomerellales; Glomerellaceae. The transcript has a single exon.
AUGGCUCUGCACUCAGACAGUUGGUUGGAUCCAGUUGAACUGGAGUUCAGCGACAUGUUCCUGUCCCUCGGCUGGGGCGCCUCCUACUCCUCCCUCGGGCAGGGCAACCUGCGCGUCCAGUUCUGUUCCCUCUCAGACGACGAGAUCAAAACCCAGGAGCUGGCCAUCGUCGACGCAUCUUUGGUCUACGAGGCGAGUUCAUGGCCAGAACGUGGACGACCAGCAGCCACGCGUUCAACUUUCGCAUGCUCGAGGAUGUGGGAACUGCCCGGUGCCACUUUUGCCGUCCGGACGCCCAAAUUCCGCGGCAGCUCCACGCAGCUAGCGCCGGGACUUCAUAUUCACGGCACCGUCCCCGCGCCGCUAUGGACAAAUAGUUUGAGGUUAUUUGGGGCUUCGCAUCCUCAGAGGCUCUGCUGGGUCCUAUUUAUGCCUUCUUCAUUUGGGGGCCCACGUCACGGGCUGGGGGUAAAGUCCUGCACUUAA